UGUUUCUUGGCCAUUACAUUGCAUUUCUCUGCCUAUCCAGUCUGCACCCCAACCCAGCCCAUCAGCUUGAUUAUUCUGCUGUCUCUGGCCAGCUCAGUCUCUCUUUCUCCCCUUGAGCGGUUUCUCCCCAUUUUGUCCCUGAUUUGCUCAAGUCCUCUCUCUCGCAGAGCAGUCUCUGCCCCUCCCUCCGUCCCAAAUCUCCUCCCCUUGCUGUCUCUUUCUCUGGGAGUGUCUGCGUGUCUUUGUCUGGGUGUCUCUCAAAUCUCUCAAGAUAGCUGCACAGCGAAGACCUAGGCGACAAGAGACAGCACAAAGAGAGACAGCCUGCGAUCACAGUGAGUGUCCCCAAUCACCUUUGUGGAUGCAAUAGUCCUUUUGUGUUCCUCGUGUACUCCGGCUAUAAGGAAAUCUCUGUAUGUACACUGUGUGUUUUUUUUUUUUUUUGUGAAUGCCAGUCUCGUGUAUGUAUGUAUGUAUAUGUGUGUGUGAUGUUGCAUUAUCUUACUGUUGCUAUGUAUGCACGAUAACAUUUUUUAAUGCACUGGAUCUAUUCAUAUGUGCAUCAGUAAGGGGGCUGUCUGAUCCUGUGCUGUGUGCCAUGCAUGCAAUGUGUGCCCUUGGGUGUGAGUGUAAUGCGUGUACCUCUCUACACCAUCAAGGGCCACUACACACAUACACACACAGUGGAUCGUGUGUUUUUUUGACAUCUGUUUUUUUGUCGGAGUACAUAGCAGGUUGUUCUCGUGUGGAUUUUGACAGAUGGCCUGGGUGUCACUGUGUCCUCUGUCUGAUGUUUGACUUGCAAUGUGCCAGGCAGCUUGUGAAUACACCGUGUAUUUCUGUCGUGUAUUUUUCAGCGUGUGUCUGUCACUGGAAGUGUGCAUUCUGUAGUACUGGUGAUUGUCAGUGCAUGCCCUUGCGUAUAAAGUCACACAAGUUUUGCAGUGGCCCCAGGCGGCUUGGUUUAUCUGUACCUUGCAAGUCAUUGGGUAUGCUGUGUGCACCACGAGAUACAUUACACAAGGCAGCAAUUCUAACACACUGAGUCACCAAUAACAGCACAACCAGGGUCCAUCCACGCACAGCACACACACAAUGACAUGACAUGAAUACGGUUUAAUACUAAAAUUCAAUAUGCACACAGUAAAAAAAAAUCUCAACUUACAAAGUCAUACACAUAUGUGUACACACAUUUAACAAGUAUAAAGAUAUAUGCUUCAAGUAUACUUAUGUCUACAUUUGUGUGUCUGUAGAAUAUGUUUUUGUUACAUUUGAUACGUAUCCUGCCCAGUGAAUAGAACGCUGCUGCUACUGGUGGAACGGACCACAGUUUCAAGUAAACAUACCACCACUGCACUAGCAACCCGCCCACGUUCUGGUGGCCGCACCUUCAAGCACACUGACACAGCCCAUGUCCCCUCCCACAAACACACUGACCCACGUGCCUUACGUUUGCUUCAAACGGGCUGGUGCCUUGCUGCACCUGACUGCACACUGUGGUACAUUAAUAUCGACAUGGUAGCAAGUGUAGAUUUCAGCAGAUCACGGAGAAUUAAAGAGUACAGGAUGUUAAGUGGGACAACCUACUGUAUAGUUGAGCUAAAAACCGGAAAAUAUAGGAUUGCCAAUUUUUAAGGUAAUAUGAAUUAUUAUUAUUAUUAUUUAUGAUGCGCCAACAAAUUCCAUAGCGCAGUACAAUAUGUGGACUAUCACACAUGUAUUUGCAAGAAGACGAGCUGGACACAGAAACAGAGAUUGUUUAAGGCCCUGCUCAAACAAGCUUACAUUCUAGAGGAUGCUUUACUAUGUUGGAUAGGGAACCAACAUAUACUUCCUUGUGUGAAAUAAAUAUAUGUAAACUCUGGUUUAUUCACAACACAGAGAACUGAAGUGAAAGUUGCUGGAAAUUCAAGGUGGAUGUCAAAUUUAAAAGGACACUAUAGUCAUUAGUCACUAGAACCACCACAGCUUAAUGUGGAUGUUCUGGUGUGUAUAUAGGUGAUACUCGAAAAAUUUGAAUAUUGUGCAAAAGUUUAUUUCAGUAAUGCAACGUAAAAGGGGAAACUAAUAUAUGAGAUAGACGCAUUACGUGCAAAGCAACAUAGUUCAAGCCGUGAUUUGUCAUAAGUGCGAUGAUUAUGGCUUACAGCUCAUGAAAACCCCAAAUGUUUCUUUGCAUUACUGAAAUAAAUGAACUUUUGCACGAUAUUCUAAUUUUUUGAGUAUCACCUAUAGCCUGUGCCUACUAGCUUUUAAGGUAAACACUGCUUUUUUUAGAGAAAAGGCAGUGUUUACAUUGCUGCCUAGUAGCAUCUCUUCUGGCAGUCACUCAAGUGGCCACUAGAGGUGCUUUUAGCCCCUCCACUCUCUGUAUGGAGGCGCUGAAUGUUCCUCAUAGAGAUGUAGUGAUUUAAUACAUCUCUAUGAGGAGAUGCUGAUUGGCACAGCGCUAUGUUUUUUUCAAUGGGAAAGCAUUGGAUUGAUGAUUUCAGUCAUGGAAGUGGGGCCAGCCCAAGGCAACGCUUGCCCAGUGUGGGAAAGAAGGUGAGUUUAAACACCUUUUUACUGCACAGAGAGGGGGACAUACACCUAAAUAGUUAUUUUAAUACUAAAUCUCAGGAAUAAGUGUGUGUCUCCCUGACACUAUACUGUUCCUUUAAGGCUUAACAAUUUUUAUAAUUCAGCUAUUUUUGCAUCAGUUUUGUAAUUCUCUUUGUAUUCUCACAUUACUGCAUGACCCUGCAAAUUUCAGCAAAUUGAAAUUUGAGUUGCCAAACUUAGGCACGACUUUGUUAUCUGGAAUGAUUUCCCAGUUCAACAAUAGUCACAACAUGACUAUAUUACAUUUUGGAAUUCUGAUUUCAGUUGACUACAAUUCUAUGUUUAAUGGAUAAACCCUAUUUGUGAUUAUCCACUUUCACACAGGGAGCACAUGAGUUUCACAAACAACUCUAGUACUGUACAUUAUUUACAGAUUCAUGUAAUUACAUUUCUUUUAGUGUCUUAAACGUUUUUAAAAAUGUUUACAUCAGAUGCGAGGAGCUCUCAAAAGUUGGUAUUUCUAAAAUUCUGUUGGUACAGUAAAUAUAUAUAUAUAUAUAGCAAAUAUUCUGCAAUACUUUAUUAUAUUGUGUUUGUUGCAUGUGAUUAUUACACAUGAAUUACAGAGGAACUUGUUUGUUCUUUUUAAUGCAUAUUAAUUCUAGGAAACAUUAUUGACAUUUUCACUGGAGAUUAAUAGCAAUAAAAGGUUAUAAAACAGAAAUCCGUUUACAUCAGAAGAUGCACUCUAAGUUGGUGUUCAUGCAUCGCACUAAGCACCAAAUAUUAUUAAAAUUAAAACAUAAAUUUAUACUUAAGGUCUAGACAGCUGAGUGUAUAUAUAUAUGUAUAUAUAUAUAUAUAUAUAUAUAUAUAUAUAUAUAUAUAAUAUAACAUGAUCUUCUGUCUGUUACAAGGGGCUGUUCACUAAAGUGAGAACUGUCGGUAAUUCAAAGUGAAUUAAAGGUGCAUUUCAACCUUACAGGGACACUGCACACCCAUAAAGCUCUUCAACUUGCUGAAGUGCUUUAUGUGUGAAGAGUGUGUCCUCGAUUUCAUUUGCUAAAAGUGCAGAUUUCAAUAGAAAGUGGCACUUUUAUCAGUUAACUUUGUCACACUCCCAAGGCUGUCAAUCAGACAACCUGUACUGUUAUGUCCUGGCUUGGUUAGCUCAGUGGAGCUAAACUCAAGAGCUGGGCAAUUUCUCACGGCACCUGCCUUGCAAAGACUCCUCAUUGAACUGCAUUGAGAAGUCUGUGAUUGGACAGCCACAAUAAGUCUGGGAAGGGAAAGAAGGGAAGGGCUUGCAUACAAGAGAUCUACAGUAUAUAGAUGUACUCCCAAAAACUGCAUUAGUAAAUGCAUACAUGUUUUCAGUAGAAGUAUAUUUAGUAAACAGAGAUUUUUAUUAUAUUUUUAUGUAUUUGGGCAGUGGAGUGUCCCUCUAAGGCCAAAAUAGCUGAACUGGAUUCAAAUAUGAAAUUCACUUUCAAUACAAGACAAUUGUCAAUUUGGUGAAUAACCCUGACUCUCUUUACAGCAUCUCUCACCAUGUCUAUAAAGAAGCUGAAUUAAAGAGAUACUGUAGUCACCAGAACAACUUCAGCUUAAUCUAUAAAGUGCCACUAUAGUCACCAGAACAACUUCAGCUUAGUCUAUAAAGGGCCACUAUAGUUGCCAGAACAACUUCAGCUUAAUCUAUAAAGGGCCACUAUAAUUACCAGAACAACAACAUAUGUACUGAAUUGCAAACAGUGUAAAAUACAUUCUUGAGAAAAAAUCUCUUUGUCAGCUAUAGUCACAGCUUGGCUGUCUUAGACUGAAAUAUGGUUUUCAAAUCACAGCAAUUCACUGUUCAGUGAAUAAAAACUAUAGUUUCAGCAAAUAUCUGAAAUAGUUUAUGCAGUAGCUUCAACUGAGAUGGGAGAAUAUUGCAGACGAUAGUACAUAGAAAAAAACUCUGAAAAAGUAAUUAAUCUCUAGCAAAUUUUGAAAUAAUGCCUCUAUUUCGUAUGUAAAAAGAAUUAUAAACAUAAGAAUCACAGGCAUCUAAGAAAAACUAUUUUUCCCAAACAAGUGUUUUUGUUUUCUGUAUAGAUUCAAGUCCUAUGUUGUGCAAAAACAAAAAAUAAACUGGAUACAAGGAAAGCUGAGCUUAAAUUAAAUCUGUCACUUUCAGGUAUAUUUGCAUAUUUUGCAAAGACCCCUGAAGUUGACUCCACGGGUUGAAGCUUUCCUUUGUGGCUGCCGCCAUUUUCUUCCCAGGUAUCCUGUCUGCUGCUCUUGCUUCAUCUGCGGUAUCAAUGUUGGACUCUCCGCAUGCGGAGGUUUAUGGAGGAUGGUACCUUUGGAUUGAGUUUGAAUUUCAAUGAAAUUCCAAUGCAGCCUGCAUGAGUAUUUCAGAAAUAUUAUACCUUUUUGCAAUACUCAGGAGUGACAGUUUAUUUUCCUAACAGUAUAGCCACUACAGCAUAUUGUAGUGGUUCUAGAAGGCGGAUAUGGAUACAUUGUCUCAAGUUUUUGUCAAACCUUUUUCAAGCACUUUGAAGAAACGUUUUCACUUUUUUUUACACUUCCUCAUUAUCAAUGCAAAAUGUUUCAUAUUCAUAUUUAUUGUUAGUGAUGCACUCACAUGUACUGCCUGUUAUCAACUAAUAUUUCUUAACAUUGUCCUUUUAGCAUUACUUUGUUUUUUGUUACUUACAUCUCUCAAUAGUAAAGAAUGUUACUUACAUCUCUCAAAAGAAAAGAUAAAAAAAGCACACACCACUAACCACCAGGAAAAGACUUAAAAAUACAUACAUCCAUAAAAAGCUGGACCAUUUUAAGUCUUAUUUAAGUAAGGAAAAACUCUGCAGUCAUGGGUACAAUAAUAUGAGCAAAGAUUUCAUCUGAGUAAAAUGAGGUUACAAUAAACAUUAUUAUGUCCAUAUUUAACUGGGAAUCUUGAAAGGUAAGGUUGCUAAAGGCUUGGCCCAAUCAAAGGCUCAUUUAAUUGAAGAGUAGGAAAAAGCACCACUGUAUCCUCAGGAUACAGCCUGAUGAUAUUGUGGGUGCAAUCCAAGCGAGCGCCUCAGACCUGUAUAAGCUAUCAAUGCUACCAGACCCUCCAGGGUUGUGAAAAGAAGACACUAUUUGUGGAGGGGGUUAAAGUAGGGAGGGGGACAGGAACUAUAUACAAUUGGAGAAUAGAUGUUUUAGGGUUUGUGGCCACAAUGAUUUGUAUUUCAAAAGAUUGUUCCAGUACAUAAUGGUAUUUUGUUUUGUAUUACAGGUGUCAAAAAUACAUCAUAUUCUGUAACAAUGCACAAUCAAACAGAGAAACAAAAGAAUUUACAUUUUUUAAAUUUAAUUUUAAAUGUGUUAAAUUAUAUAAUGCUUUAUACAGAUGGCAUGAGUAAACAAAAAGGUUAUGAAGACACAUUGUAUGAGACAUUUGGAGAAGCUGUAGGGAAGGAUUAUAUGUUAUUUGCUCAAUGUUAUAAGCACCAGUUACGCACAGCACAUUUCGGAGACCUAGAGAUGAGAACAUUCUAAAUUAACUUUUGAGCCGGCAAAGACAGAUUCUCUUUUAGCCCUUUAAAUGCCAGAUGGGUGAGUUAUGCAUCACAGUAUGUCCCCCUCCCCCACUGGCACAGAGAAGCUUAAAUGGGCUGUCCAAGCUCAAAAACUACUACAGCUGUAGUGGUUAAUAGACUGGUUAAUCUGCCCCUGAACAUGUAGUUUUAAUACCAUAGCAUUUUAUGUAUUUGUGUCAAUCUUCUGCGUCAAAGAUCCAUCCCCUUUCCUAAUGACAUCAUAUGGUUUAGUUCCUCCAAUGAGCCAUUCAAGUUGUUGGUUGAUGUCAGCAUCCAAUUGCAGUAACUGUUCUGAGGCUGUGUACACAAACAUCACAGUUUUGUUUUCUAGUUCUGAUCACUGGGCUUGGUAGGGAUAUAUGCCCAUCUAUGUAUGCUCAAAGCAGAGCAUUACAUUUUAAAUUAACAAAGAGGGACACUUUCAUUUUAGGUUUGUAACAAUUUGUGCCACUAAAAUGUAAUUUACAACAAGAACAAUGUAUCUUAUUUACAUAGACUGAUUUCUAAACACAUUUAUUGUAGUUUAAAGACACAUUACUGAGAGUAUUAUCGCAGUGGUGCUGUGUUAUACACUCAGACACACCAACAAUAUAGAACUCCUCAAAAAAGGACAAAUAUUGGGAUUGAAAACAGGGACACAGUGAUUAGGGCCAAAAAUAAGGACUGUCCCUCCCUUGGGAAAGAUGUAACAGCACGGUAACUAGACUUGUGCAAAAAUGUUGAAUGUUGACUUGAAAGACCUAAUGCUCAAUGGGAAUGAUGGGCUUCCCCGAAUGAUAUAAAGCAGAAAAGAAAAUACAUGGCUGUGAAUUAAAAAUAUGGAUGUGAAAAAAUACUACAGCUUCCUAGCACCAUAACCAUUACAAGUAAUAAUAUGUCCAUUUCAAGAACUAAUUGACCUUGUUAAAACUUAACUUUACUGGUAACUGUUGUGCAUUUGCUUUAUUUUACAGUACCUACAUGAGUGGUGCACUAACACACCUAGAUAAAAUAUCUAUAGCCUCUGUGCUGCAGGUUCAUUUCCUGGGGGAUAAUUCAUUGGAGUUUCAAUUGACCAGAGAUUUAAACAUUUUAGGCCAAACUUUCCAGUCUAGAAGAUUAUCUUAGUUGGCUAUUUUGGCCUUUACAAUUCACUGUUUAAUUUUAAUUUAUCCACAAUUUAUGGUUUAGUGAAUAAAUACUUUAGAUUAUUAUUUAAGUUGGGCAACAGUAAGAUAAACUGUAACUGAACAUUUGGAUAAAAACACUGAAGCCCUUUGAGUAACGUUGUUUAGCUAAGUGACUUAAACCAUUAUAAUGUGAGAGCAUGCUCAAAUAAUGUCCCACAUGUUGGAUCUCUUCUUUCUAUAAUAAGGCGAGUGUGUAAUUGAGUGUUGCAAACACACACUAAUGUACACAGAAAUAUUCUGAAGGCUGGCCCAGCCUGAAAUGGACAAUGGAUAUACAAUUCUUGUGGUCUUGUGUGUGUAAACUAGGGAGAAACAUUUACAAAUAACUUGGUGGAAGUUUCUAAAGAACUCUAUUGGAUGUACACUUGCCAAACUUAAAGAUAUAUUACACCUACCUCCUCAGACACUCAAAGCACCUCAAGUACUACAGGUUAUUGUCAAAUCAUAUUUGAAAUAUAUUUACAGUUGGGCACUUUAGCAUCACCAAAAGGGUUACAGCUGAUAUGGUGCUCAAAAAGUUAAUGGUAGUUAGACUUGUCAAAUCCUGCAUACUCAUGCAGAUAUUACAACUUCAUAAUAAGAUCACAAGCCGUGAGGAUUGGGCUAUGGGUGCCAAAGAAUGCACUGUUUAUCUCAAACCACUUGAAAAACUGUUUCAACUACCGGGAGGACUAAAUCCAUUGACUCCUAGCACCAUAAAUACAACAAUAAGCUACAAUUGUUAUGGUUCUUAGUGAGUCAAUUUAAAAUCAAUUAAAAACACAGAGCAUAUAUAAGUAAGAGAAAUAGAGAUAUUCAUGUCCAAAAUGCUCAACACAUAGCUCUCUUAACUGAUAAAAUAUUGGUAAGUGUCCCCUAGUAGCCUAUAGCAUUAAACAUAGACUGAAGAGGAUAUGCUUCAUUGAAAAGCCUCAUUCAUCCCACCUGUUUGAUAUUUGUAAUCCCUUCCCUGUGGCAUAAACCUGGACAAAGUCUAGAUUAAACACAAGUCCACAGAGGGAUCAAUGAUACACAUCAAUGGUCAAAAGUCAUGUAUUUCCAAAAAGUUACAUCUCACACUAACUACAAAAUAAUUUGUAAUUCAAGGGACUGUUCAUUUUGUUUCUGCACACAGUGUGUUACAGCUGCAGUGAGCAUUUUUAUUAUUACAUACUUUGCAUAUUUUUAAUGCAUUUUUUAUAUAAUUUGUUAAAAUAUUCAGGUCAUUCCCUGCCUGGAGUGUCCCAUGAAAAGAUUUCUAUUGGGCAAAAAAGUACUUAAUUCAGCUGACAAUACUGGAUUUAUGCAAAAUUAUGGAAUAUUUUGUGAAGACGAUAUACCUACUGAGUUGUUGUUGUUGUUCUUUUUUUUUUUUUUGCUGGUUUUUUAUGUUUCCUUUUUAGUGUCAUAGACAUUGGAAAUCCUCCACCUUGUGAAUUGUGUACAUUACUAGUGCUAGUGCACCUCAUUUGCACAGUAUGUAAGGAUAAGGCUAAUAAGAGCAUUAUGGGGGGCACUACACUAGCCUAUAAACCCGGAGAUUGGUGGCAACUUGCAAUCACAGAUAAUAUAUUUUCUUCUCUCUUUGGGGUAAGAGCAUUGGAUCCUGGUUAAUAUAUUGUCCAUGGGAUCCCUACGCAUUUUACUAAUUACAUCCUCCUGUCACAUGAUGAUGAGGCCAUGUAGCUCAAUUUAUUAUUGAAACAAGCCUAUAUAUAAUAUUGAUCCAGUUUAGCCCUUUAGGAAAACCAGCACGUUUCUAUGGAGAUUGCUCCACUUUUAGAAUUUCGUUAGUACAUUUUACAAAUAAUAACCCCUCCUCCACCCCCACACACACACAGAAUAACACACAUUAGAGCUGUUGCUUAAACAAUGUUUGUGACAAGACACAUAUUGAUUUCUUUUAUUAAGAGAAUAAAUUAGAUGAUCAAAAUUAAAAGUUACACUUUUAUUAUAUGUAGAGUCUAUACUGCUUUAGAGAUAUUUCACAACCUUUUACUGCUAAACAUUUUAGAAGAUUUAGAAGAAGAAAAAAAAUGUUUAGAAUGUUAUACUUAAUUCAACCUUCUUGUACUGACAGGGUUAAAAGAAGGAUUUUUUUUCCCUGACAAUUUUUAGUGUGCCUGCCAGUUUAUAUCCGUAUUAUCAUAAUCUUCUUUAUAACAUUUUUUCCACUUCAUUUGCACAGAAAACUUACACAACUGUUUGUGCAAACUUGUGAUCGCUUAACUCCUCAAUAAUGAUUGACGAUAAAUGUGAACCUUAAAAAUGUACAUAGUUCCUUGCAUAUGAAUAUUGGUUACAUUGUUAAUAGUGAAAUAGACAUAUAAACUACUUGUAGGAAAGACAUACCCAAUCCAACCUUUACUUUAAAGGAACACGCAAAACACCAUAAUGACUACAGCAUACUUAUGGUGCUGCCAAGAAUGAUCUGGCACCCUCCAACAGUAAGUAGUCAAUCUGUUUAAGAAUGGUUUGACAACUUACCUGAUACUGAUGGGUGGCAUGGCUUAGCUCAGUGAAAAAGCAGUUUUUCACUCCAGGCAGAAUAACCACUACAGCAGACUGCAGUGUUCAUGGUGUUUGGAGUGUUCCUUUUAACAGAGGGAAAAUAUAACAUUAAAGGUAGAAUAUUAGGUGUCCUAGAGAAGCUUACCACUGCAAGUGGCAAAUAGAACCACUAAAUUUGGAAUCUUGGAAAAUAAGUGAUGUGAUUUUCAAAUUUAGGGAAAAAUAGAUGAGUUGGGAAGAUAUCUUAACUGGAUAUUUUUGAGAGAAUGUGUAUGAUGUGUAUAACCUUUCCUGGAGAGAAUAGGGGCAAAAUCAGGCUAUACUAAAAAAAACAACUUUUUGAUUGGUUGUUUUGUUGGGAGCUAUCUGCCAUAGCUGUCCUUUCCAUGUUUCCUUUUUUCGUACACAGUCAAAAACAGUGACCAACAGAAUUGGACAUCAUAUUCCUGGCACCUAGUCACAACUCUUCUGUUCCCUACUAGACCACAGACCUAUCCUCCACUCAUAAGUAGCUGAGGAAGAACGAAGUUUAUUAAGAGAUAUCACAAAAUGGAUUUCACGCAUGGUUUACCAUUAGAAUCAUGUGUCACAAUCUGCGUUUAUAUUCUUAAUAUCCAGCCAGUGUCUUUGCAUUUACCUUAAAAAGCUUGAAAACUGAGGCCACCUUCCACUGAAUUAAUGGGGUACUGACACUUUUGCAAAUUUUAAUUUUACUAUGUCUGUCCGUAAAAUGUCUAGCCAUGGUUUAUAUAACGAGAACAGUUUGCUCUAAAUCGAUUUAACUUGGCAAGCAAGAACAGUGGACCGGAAUGUGCAUGCUUGAACAAUGACAACUUCACUGUACUAGUCAGUGGGGGCGCUAGAAGCUGUUGAGUGAGGAUUUGUACUGUGUGGCUGUCACAUUCAAAAUGAGUGAGUAGAGCAAUGUAUCUGCAUAAGUUUUGCGUUAAACUUGAACAUAGGAUCUAUUCAGAUGAUUCCGAAGAUAUUCGUGGACGAUCCAAUGAGUACAGCGCAAAUAAAAGUGUGGCGCAAACGUUUCAAAGAUGGUUGAGUAUCUGUUGCAAGUUUUGGCGCCCUGCGACUUCUGGCUUUUCCAGAAACUAAAAUCACCUCUGAAAGGAAAAAGUUUUCGGACCGUCGAUGAGAUUCAGGUAAAUACAACGAAGCAGCUGAUGGCGUUUCCAAGAAAGGAUUUUGCAGCUGUGUGAGGUCCCAAGGUGCCUAAUUUGAAGGGGUCUGAGGUGUCAAUGUCCUAUGAACAAUGUUUCUUAUAUCUUGUAUCUUCUUUAAUAUAUAUCUCUAUUUUUCAUAUUACAUGGCUGGAUACUUUCCGGACAGACUUCGUAUUUUCUUAUUCUCCAUGCAUGUUUGUGAGGUCUUAAAAGUAAAAUGAAAUGUAGAAAUCCAUACUUCUAUAGUUACCUCUAUCCUGGAACUGAGACGAUAGAGGAGGUUUGUCAAAGUGUUGCAGACAGGUUUGUGCAUUUUUUUGGACUAUAUCAUGUGUAUUAUUUUGGCACAAUUUAUUAUGUCUGUCAGAUUUUUUGGUCUGUUGCUUCUUUUUGGAUCUGCAACUGUUAUUUUUGAAUGUGUAAGAUUGUUUCAGUGAUGCAAUGGAUUUAUCAAGAUUUCUGUCCCUUUUCCCGCAAGCACAUUGUUUCAUUGCUCUUUUUUCAUUCACCGUAUAUUUGGCAGUAUUUUCUGAAAUAGCUAUUUCAACAAAUGUCAUAAUUCAGGCAGAGGAAAGCUCAUUUUUGUAAACCAUAUUUAGGACAAUUUAAUAAAUGUCAACAGAGACCAAAAAUUAAGAGACUUUUUCCAGAACACUUUAAUAAAACUACCCCAUUGUUUCUGGUCUUCCCCUCAUUUGCAUGGUGUGCCCUGGUUGCUGAAUUGCAAUGUCACUAUUGCCCAAAUACAAAAUUAACAAAAAAUACUGCUUAAUAGAUCAAGGAAGACAUGCAUCUAUUUAAUUAUGCAUUUUGUCAAUGGGGUAUAUAUAAAAAAAAGUUACAAAAAUAAUAAAAGAGGUAUGCAAGUACACCAAAGGUGACUAUGCCUCCCCUGUCUGGAGGUAAUGGUAGUCGUCCGUUAAAUAUUAUAUAGCUAAAAAGAAAACAAAAUUAUAAAAAUGGUAUAUAACAAUAUGUAUCUAGAGAAUUGCAAUCUAUGAAACACACCCAGUCUGUGUAGUCAUAACCCUAUAGGGUUAAUUCCUAUGUCCAUAUGAGAAAAAUCAGACAGUGGUCUCAAUAUUGUCCAGGAUUAGGUAAAAAGAGCUUUAUUGGUAUGGUUCCAAUGAAAUAUAUAAACCAGGAGUAUUAGAGUUAAUAUCUGAGUAUAUUAUUUAGAUGAGUCUGAGUAAUCCUAAAGUGCAGCUUCCAGUCAAAUAUCAAAACAGACAGGAGUUAUUUAGCAAGUUGUCAAAGUACUCCUUCUAAAUACUAGUGGCUUAUUAGGUUGUAUAGAUAUGUAUCAACAGGUGAUGGUAAUUAUAACACCUAGUCUAACAAGCUGUCCAAUGGAACUAUUCUGUCUAUAGCCAAAAAUUGUACUCAGAUAAUCACAGAAAUCAAGUAAUGGAGAGGAGAAAUAGCAAGAAAGUUCUAAUGUCAGUAAAUACUGGCAUGAAUUAAUAAUGUAGCAAAGCCUCUCUCCCUGGUAAUCUUGCUAGAUAGACAUAGAAACAAAAGGGAGGUAAUUAUAACAUGUUAAAUCAAAAGUGAGUCAAAAAAUAAGGUGCCCAGUGAAAAAGUGAACACUCAGAGCUUCAAAUGCCUGACCCUCGUUUCGGUGCAGUGCCACGUGCAACUUCAGGAUGCUGAUGCUAAAAUUGCAAAUUAAUACAGUCUGGGUGGAAAGCCUAACUUGGGAAGGAGGCUCUGUUUUCCAGCACCUAACUAUUCUGUGAUGGCAUUUUAGUCUACAAUCAAGUGUGCGCACAGCCUAUAUAUUUUUUGUCUUGGUAGCUGCUGUUAAAAGUUGGGUGAUGCAGCUAAAAUGGGGGCUCAGCAAGAUGUAGCUAAGAGGCAGUGCUUUGCAUGGUAGUUGGGUAGGCACGAAAUGCAAGCUUUGCUGUAACUCUACAAGGUGUUUAUGAAUGUGCAGGCUGUUGUGUGGUUGACAAACUAAUACUUAGCAUUGGAUUGGUUAAUCCCAUGGUUUUUCCUAAUUGCUUCACUAUAAGAAUCAUUUAAAUGAUUAAGCAAUGUUGGAGCACAAAGGAUUGGAUUUUCAGAAGCUCAGUACUGACUUCUGGUAAGAAUUUAAGAGAUAGGAGAGUUUAAAAAAAAAAAUUAAAUAAAUGCAUAAGUUUUAACAAUGCCUUAACCUAUGCAUUAAAAUACCCAUUUUUGCAAUAGAGGCUAUACCCAUAAUGGUUUUCCUUGUUCCUUUUUAUAAUGUAGUAAGAUGACAAAUACAUUCUAAAUUAUAUAACAAAACAAACUGGGGAAUAUCUUCUUUUUGACCAAUGUUUUACAAAAUUGGCCAAGUCACCGUUUACUAAAUUCACCUCUAUGUAUGUGAUUUUUAUAUCUUAAGAGCCACAUGUUUGCACUCCAAUACCUGAGGUGCUAAGGCUAGCCGUCGGCGUCAAUGCCCUAAAUAGGAGCAGCUUAGCAGGCAGGGAUAGUGUGGCAAGUCUGUGGUGUGCCAGAUGUUGUGGACAGACAGUGCAAUUGUUUACCCCUGAUAACAAUAUAAAAUCUCAAAGAUAAUUUUUCAUUGUGUCUUGUCUUUUACACCAGAAAUAGUUCUAUUUUCUUUUACUCAAUGUAAAACCUCUGUGCUCAAUAGCCCAUCAGUUAAAAACAUAGCCAGAUGCUUUUGGAAUACAUGCACUAAACCUCUUAUUCUAAAAACAAACAUGCCUAGUACGUACAAAUAUAUAUCUAUAUAUCCUGGUUAAUGUAAUGGAUUGCUGAGAAUUAUGAAUCAAAUUGCAUAACAUAUACUUUUUUUUUAUCCAUUUAUCUUGAAAUAUCUAUCCAGCAGUUGUAAAUAUAUGUCUGUAUUGUGUGCAAUGGUUUUGUAGUAUAAAAAAACAUAUUUGUUUGUAUGCUAUUUGUUUUCCUAACGUUUUGUUUCAUACCAUUUCUAUUUCUCUAUUGCUGAAAUACACACUAGUAUUUGUGUGUGCAUUAGUAUUUGUGUUGCUGUUUUUGUCUCAUGGUUUGAUCUCAUGACCUUCAAGAUUUGAAGGGCAAAAGCUGCGUAACUCCUGGGAGCCAUGCCACAGCUCCACCCCUGCUGGCAGGGACACACUAUUAUUGGCAAGGGGGUAGUGCUUUUACCCACUUGUGGCUGCAAAAUACCAUAAUGAUGAGACUUGAAACUGUGUUGUGCUGUUCCCUGUAAGAGCUGUAUGUCAAGUACGGGAGGAGGAAGCUAGUGCAGUUCUAAGGAAGCAUAAGGCAAAGGAUUGCCACUAUUUUCUCCUUUCUUCCAGAAGGAUUCUAAUUGGAGAACAAAUAUAUAUUCAGUUUGUAGAUAUAACUAUGCUGAAGACCCAGGAACAGGGGUGGGAGGUAAUACUUGUUCUUAGCCUACUUUAAAGAUAGUGUAUUCUACGAUAGAUGUAGUUAGCAAUUAUUUUCUUUUAGCAAAUACUGCUCAUGAGAUCAUUUGGUUUUACUUAUUAUUUGCUUGACUUAAUCUUCUUUGAUUUUGUUUUAACCGGCCGGCUGGCAAAAUGCCAGCUUUAGGUAGACCUUAGUAAAUACACAAAAACAGAGUGGGACAUGGAGAGCUGCCCUCGGAUAAUUUCUCUGGCUAGGUCGCAAAGUUUGUUAUUGACAGAACCAGUGUCAGUUUGUAGUACAAGGCAUGUGAAUCUGAGUAAGAGCAAACCUGUGUUAGGCAGUGGCGUCUGGUGCAAAAAGUUUUGGUGCAAGAGUUUUUUAGGGCCCCUUAUCGCAAGGAUGGCCAACAGGUAGAUUCAUAUCUAUUGUACAACUUCUGCAAUGCUUUGCCAGCUGGGGAUCUACCAUUUGCCCAACUUUCCAGAGUUGUAUUUAGCACUAAGCAGUUGCUUGUGUGUUUGAAUAUAAGCAUGUGUUUGUAUGGAGUAUGUGAAUGUUGGGGUGAAUUUGUGUGUAGUGUUGUGUGUAUUUGUGUACUGUUGUAAAAUACAUAGGUGCACAUGUAUACAUACAGAUGCACACAUAGAUACACACAAACAGGCAUACAUAGAACAUGUACAUUUUUUAGCCACCAUCUUGUUUCCUACCUUUAGGAAACAGGAGAAUGGCUCCCUCUUCUCUGCCUCUCCUGCACGGUGCUCUAUGUUAGCUGGGAGCAAGUGACCGUCUGUCACUUCCUCCCAGCACUGACAUCAGUAAAGGGGCCUGGUCGCACUUUUAAUAAGCCUCAGUACUGUAUGGCCACUGAGGACACACUGCCAUCAGCUGGCCCUUACUGAAUGGGCCACACAAUGUGCCCUCUCAGGGUGCCGGCCUUGGAGCAGCCGCACGGGCAGAAGUUCCCCCAGUGGUGUAAUGAUGAGUGUCAGAAUAUUCAGUAAAAAUAUAAACAGGGGGUUUGAUCAAUUCCUAACUUGAACAGUAUAACUUAUCCCUUGAUACUUCAAUAUAAGAGAGCACAAAGAGUUAGCUGAUGAAUCAGUAUAUUCUGAGAAAAUGAAUUGAUACUGUUUUGAUGGAGACAACUGACCACCAGGCAGAGCUUCUCUUACCUAGGAACAGGAGACCCCCAAAUUGUUCUAUAUACAUAUGACUCUAAAUCAGGGGUAGUCAACCUUUUAAUACCUACCGCCCACUUUUGUAUCUUUGUUGAUGGUAAAAUUUACUUACAGCCCACCAGUGCCGCUGUAACUAAUUUUCUAGCGCAAGUUCAUUUUUUUUAUUUUAGAAACGAGGAUUUGUUUAAAAAAAAUAUGUACUUAAAUGUAUCUAUUUUUUUAAAAAAAAUUCUAUACUUUUUUUUCUACGUGUGUCUGAGGUGCUGUGUGUGUUUGAAGGGUGUAGUGUGUGUGUGUGGGUAUGUGUGUCAGAGGUGCAUUGUGUGUGAGGGAGCAGUGAAUGUCCAAGGGAGCAGUGAAUGUCCAAGGGGGCAGUGAUUGUGCGAGGGGGCAGUGCGUGUGUGAGGGGACAAUGCAUGUGUGAGGGGGCAGAGAGGUGCAGUGUUUGUGUGAAGGGGGCAGCGUGUGGGGGCAGUGUUUGUGUGAUGGGAGCAGUGCGUGUGUGAGGGGGCAGUGCGAGUGAGAGUGUGAAGGGUGCAGUGCAUAUAUCAGGGGGCAGUCUGUGUGUGUGUGUGAGGGGGCAGUGUAUAUGAGGGGUGCACUGUGUGUGUGUGUGGGGGGUGUAGUGUUUUUGUGUGUGAAUGGUGCAUAGGGUCUAUGUUUGUGUGAAGGAGCAGUGUGUGUGUGAGGGAGCAAUGCAUGUGUGAGGGGACAGAGGGGUGCAGUGUAUGUGUGUGUGUGAAGGGUUCAGCGUGUGUGUGUGAAGGGUGCAGCGUGUGUGAUGGGAACAGUGAGUGUGAAGGGUACAGUGCAUAUAUGAGGGGGCAGUCUGUGUGUGUGUGUGUGUGAGGGGGCAGUGUGUAUGAGGGGUGCACUGUGUGUGUGUGGUGUGUAGUGUGUUUGUGUGUGAAUGGUGCAUAGGGUCUAUGCUGUGUGUAGGUGUGUGAGAUGUGAAAAUCUAUCUUAAUGGCUCCUCCUCCCUUAUUCUUACAUUCAUCAGGGAGGGGGGACAUAAUGCUGCAAGCCCUGGUGGUCCACUGGUGGCAUGUCCACUUUAGCCCUUAGCUCCUCCGGCUGCAGGCUAAGUCUCCGUUCUCCUGCGAGCACAGCACUGUAUAAAGCAUUGCCAUGUUACGCUCUGACCAGCCUGCUCGCGGGAGGAACACAGAGCCUCCGAGGCCCUUUCCUCCCUCUGAACAAAAGAUCUUUGAUCUCCUCACCAGUCUGAGAGGGCUUUCAGCAAGGCUGGCUCUGCUUGGGCUGGCAGGGGAGAUGAAAGGAUCUCCCCUGCCAGCCUUGGUACUCGGCCAUCGAGGCCCACUGGGCACCUGAAAUCCCAAACUGCCCUGUGCCCACCCAAACUAGUGAAUGGUAGGGACCAGCUUGACUACCCAUGCUCUAAGUGGUAAUAGGAGAGCUGUGACCGUGAACAUACAACUGUUCUCACAGUUGCCUUUUCUUAACAAAAAAUAUAUUGUGGAACGUCAUUGACCCAAGCUGAGUUUAUAUAGAAGACAUCAAAGGAUCACUAUAGUGUCAGGAAAACAAACUCGUUUUCCUGACACUAUAUAACUCUUAGGUCCCCCCUACCCUCAGGGAUCCCUCCCUUGGCGCUGAGGGAGUUAAAACCCCAUCAGUUACUUUAAUCCGGCCCUGGUGACUUCUCCUCCCCCGCCGACGUCAGCUCCCGAGUGGAGCAGAAUGCGCGCACGGCUCUUGCUCUUUCUCAAUGCUUACCUAUGGACGUUCUGCAUCCAGCGUCGCAGAAGCGCCUCUAGCGGCUGUCAGGAAGACAGCCACUAGAGGCUGGAUUAACCCUGCAAUGUAAACAUAGCAGUUUCUCUGAAACUGGUAUGUUUACAUCUGAAGGGUUAAAACCUGGGGGACCUGGCACCCAGACCACUUAAUUGAGCUGAAGUGGUCUGGGUGACUAUAGUGUCCCUUUAAGUUAACAGGUGGCAAGUAACACAUAGGGCCUCACACUGUUCUGAUUGAGGACUGGGGUGGACAAAGGAUUCCAUGUAAGUUGUAACUAAGGAUUAUGUAAGUGUUUAUGUGCAUUGGACAUAGCACGAGGAUGUUGUGCCAGAAUCCAUAGUGGUUUGACAGCGUCUGGUAUCUGUUAUACAGGAUGCAAGUUGUGAUAGCCACCGUCGGAUGCUUUUUUGGCAGGAUAAUCGAGGGCUAUUAUAAUGAAUGUUAUUACAUUAUGAACAGCUUGUCGAUCUAAAGUGAAAUCUGAUUUCCGCUUUAAAUCCAAUUAAAUUUUUCCCACUUAUGCAGCAGAACUGGAAAUCAGUUCAAGUUGGGUUUGUUUUGACUUCUUUUGGAUUAACAAAAAAUAUACUUGAUUCUACUUCAGUCUAUAUUAUUAUGUUAGUGAUUGGUUUCUAUUAGUAGAAUGAUUACUGAGCAGAAUCCUUUCCCACAGUACUACACCUCGUCAAACAUAAAUUGAAAUUCUAUUCUCAACAGCCUUCAAAAUUUUUAUUUCAUUAUUAAUAUGAGCUUCUGAUCUUUAUUUCCUGUCUUAUUCUUUUUUAAUGAUUGAGAUAUUGUUUUACACUACAAAACAUUCAAGGUUAGUCAUUUGCUUGUGUACAAUUGUGAAAUUGGCAUCCUUUUUUUACUGUGGCUGUCCUAGCUUUCUCAGGUGACUGAUGCUCCAUUAACAUUUUUCGAAGAAAUGGCCUGUUCUGUGCUGUUAGGAAUAACCCCAGAUCUCCUUACAUGAUUGUAGAUAACAUUUUAAUUUGCUACUACAUAUCAAAAUGUACUCUUUGAGGGUUAUAGGAGGUGAGGGGAGGUGAAACACCAAUGGUGUCUAUAAACAGAUCAGCAGGCCUGAGGUGUCAGAUUCUGUAGUACAACUCUAUGUGCCCACUACUGUCACCGUCAAUAAAUAACACUUAUUGGCACUGUCUACUAUUUGCUUCAGUCAAGUGCUUUACAAUAUGUGACCCACUGUAUUUAUUUUGCAGGUUUGGAGAUGUCUGAGCUCCAAGAAGUCCAGAUCACAGAUCUUCAGGACCCUUUAAAGGUCAGAUUUGAAUUCCUAUGUACUAACAACAGCCAGUGACCAUUCCAUCCUUAACUCACAUCUCUAAAUGCUUACCUCUUUGUUUCAGGCAGCCGAACUUGCUGCAAAAUUACUGCAAGUGCAAGAGCAGGUAUGUGCCUUGAAUACAUAUGUAUAUAUUGGAGCACGUAACUGAGAUACAUGUAUGUGUAUAUUUUCUUGUCUUGACUGCUAGCCAGUAUGGACUAGUGGGGACCAGUUGUUGAUUGUGGCUCUAAUCUGUUAAUUUAUCAAUAUUUACUUUAGUUUGUUCUUUGGCCACAGCCAAAGAUUGGUCACUCAAAGCUUUUGCUUUCAGCAAAAUAACAUUUUAUGAGUGUUGGCCCCACACUAGUCAACCUAAGGCCCCCAACUGGGAAAAAAAGCCUACCACAAAAAAUAAAAAAAUUAAAUAUUGAUAGUUGUCAUACUAAAAAACAAUAGUAGGUAGUUUUAGCAGCCCAAAUGCUGUUUACCGUCAAAAGACAUUACUGCACUGCUCAAUAAAUUCCAUCUACUCUUGUACAUAAUUAUAUUCCUUGUGAUAAAUAUAUAAUAAAAAUAAUUUUUUAUUAGGCAAAAUUUUCAGUUGUUACACCCAUGUUGCUUUGUACUCCUAUUAUCUUUCAUGGUGUAAAAAGAGUAUAAAAAGAAUUUAAGGAAUUUUAUGUGUUUAUUCACAUUUUAUGUACAGAAGCCCAAAUGUUUUUCCAACUCGAUUUUUACUAUUUGUCUGAGUUGUUAUCUCUAGAAAACAAGUUGGUUUAUCAAGAUAGAAAGUUGUUUUCUCUAGAUAACAAAUCAGGAAAAAUAUCAAAAAUACAUGGCCUCUCUGGGCUUCCAUUUUUUUAAGUAAUGUAAAUAUAUAUAUAUAUAAUUUUUUUUAAAAAAUGUCUUUAAUAUUAUUAAAGGGACUUUCCAGUUGACCUCCACCUCUAUUUUUAUUGUAUAAUGGAGAUAGUGGUAAUAGUGCAUUAAAUUACAGAUGCUCAUUUAAAGAUGUAUAACACAAAUAUGCUGCUUAAAUUGACUAAGAUUCUAAGCGUAUUAUAAUUCUACAAUUGUUUUCAAUUAAGUUUUUACACAUAUACCACAAACCUCUGUCCAUCUAAGGUUUAUGGGAUAAAUAGUAAGGACGUUACAAUAUGAAGAGUUUCAUGAAGAAGAUGGCAACUAGACAAGAUUAACCCACUCGGCAAGCUAAUAGAGAUUGAAAUACACUCUGAAGGAACUUUAGUUAAAUGUGAAGCUGCUGUACAUAUUCUUUUACACUAAGCUACAUGAGACCCUGUAUUGGUUACAUUGCAUUUGUGCAUCACCCUGUGGCAUCACAGGCUUGUUUUUUAUACAUCAAUGCAACUAUUAUAGAAUUGGAUGAAGACAGACAAUAGCAGUGAUCCCUUUGAAUCCUAACAUAUGCAAGCAGCAUAAGUGAUUAUGGUUCUUGGCGUUUAAAAUUUUCAUUUUAGAAUAACUUACUGCAUAUGCGUGUGGCUGUCAGCAUGUGCAAUAGGAUUAUUCUGCAUUUAAAACUAGCUGUCCUGAAUAAUCAUACUCAAAGAUACAUGUGUACAUGUGAGAGUAUACCAACAAACAAACAACUGUUUGGACUCCUAUUCUGUUUGCUGCACAUUCAACAUUUCCUCAGCUACUCUGUUUUUCUAGCGAAGUUUCAGAUUUCUUGAAGAAGAAAGACUGGAAGGCAUGCCAAAGACUGGAAGGCAUGCUGAGAGAUGUAGCUCCUAAUAUACUUAGAAACAGAUGUUGGGUGUAAUUGCGUGCACUAGGAGUUAAUAUCACGGCAAUGUGUUGCUACUAUAAGAGGAGAUGUUAUAUGUAGUGUUGCAUAGCAUUGCCUUGCAUUAAGCGUUCACAUAUAUUGUUAUUGCUUUGUGUGUUUAUUUAUUGGGAUUUGUGUGCUAAGUGAAUAGCAUACAUGGCAUACAUGCACUUAUUUACCUUACUUGUGUCACAUACAGUGUGUGUAUGUGUUUUUCUUGAGUGAGCUCAUUCCUAUUCUCUGUGUGUUUCGUGGUGUAGAAGCACUCUAUCGAGACUCCCUAUGGAGUGGUGACAGUCACGAUUCAGGGCACCCCCAAACCCAAGCGGCCUGCAAUUUUAACAUUCCACGAUGUGGGGAUGGACCGUGAGUACAGAAGGCUGUCUGUGUCCUACUGACUGUUGUGAAUGACUUGUGUUCACAUUGUCUUUGUUGUAAUAUGUUAGUCUUUGUCCAUCUGUCUGUGUUUGUUUGUUUGUUUGUUUGACUGACCACUGUAGUUAGCUUACCCACUUGAAAGCAGCAUCUAUAACACACUUCUUGAUGGACUAUGUCUCACUGUUACCUGUGACCUGCCAAUGACCGUGUUAUUUCCUGAUUGACUCAGUCUGGACCUCUGUGUGACUCAUGGUAACCUUGGCUCAUGUCUAACUCAUGCUAUCUAUUUUUUUGUUUUAAAUUUUGUGAGUCUACAAUAAACUGAAUAUUGUUUAUAUUGACAGUGACUAUAUGCAUUAUAUUCACAUCUACAGGAAAUUCUAAACUGGCUGCUGGAGCACAGUGAGGUCCAGCAAACCUGUAGUUUACAUCUAUUACGCACAUAGUUUGUACAAUAUGCACAGUAUCUCAGCAGAUGCAUACCAUGACACAUUUCUACUCGUAGUGUUUGUUAGGCAAGUAGCACUUGUUAUAUAUUUUGGUGAACAUCCAUUCCCUAAAUGUCUCGUUUGUCUUGGGAACGCAUACCGCACAUUUUAGCCAGGUAAGGGAAACAGCUUGCCUGGCAUUUCAGACAAAAGGUACCACAUGUAAGUUGGAAUGGUAACCUCCAUUCCUCUUUUAACAUGAUCAGUAGCAAAAUAAUAUAUAAUUAGAAGGAAAUGGCAGUGUGUUACAAUUCUAUGAAGUAUCUAACAUCAGGUGCAUUAUUAUCUACACUGGUUGUACAUUUUUUGUGGCAUCUAAUUUCAGCUUUCACACAAUGCACCCAUUAGAUUGGUCCAGCUCUCCAUAGAAAUAUGGUACCUAUAUCAGAACCAGGUAUGACUGUAUAGGUAAUGCCAGUGACAGUAGCAUGUGAGGUACUUUGUGGUGCUAUUGUUAGCAUAUAAAAAAAAACAUGCUGUGGAAAAAAAAACAUACUCUAUAACAAUGCCAACCCUACAGACUUAUACAGGGUUUUUUGAGGAGAUAGGCAUUUAGGGGGGGGAAAAAACCUUUAUUUUCCCUUUAGUCCAGUUAACUCAAUUUUCAGGAAAAGUUAUAUAUUAUUUCACUUCCAGUUUAAUCUAAAAUCACACGCUUCUCAUUUUCUGACAGUCUAAUUCCUUGCAAUUAACUGGCAUGAUUUUCUUUUUCUUUAAUGUACUUUUUUUACACUCUAUGAGUCAAUGUGAUCAUCCCAGAACUUUGUCUCAUAUUCUUUCCUAAAAUCUGUGUCCUAUGUGUAUAUUUUUGCACUGACGUUCUCUCAUUGUGCCUUCUCAGACAAAUUGUGCUUUGACACACUCUUUAAGUACGAAGAUAUGUGUGAAAUUGUGAAGAACUUUGUUGUGUGUCACAUCGAUGCUCCAGGACAAGAGGAAGGAGCCGCAAUUUAUCCUGUUGGGUGAGUUCUGUACUGCAUUAUGAUUGUGUUAUUUAACCUGAACCUUCGGAAGUUAUCGGGCUGUGUUUCUUAUUUUCCUGUUUCUUUCAACUACUUCCUAGUUAUAUCUUCCUUUCUACAUGAGUUUCUCAUUCACUCUCCUAUUCACACAGAUAUCAGUACCCCUCCCUCGAUCAGCUGGCAGAGACCAUCCCAUCUGUGCUCCAAUACCUGAAGUGAGUGACCAUAAGUUACCAAAAUGCACACAUUAACAUCACUUUUUAUAGAACAGGUUUAACUUUGUCUUUUUAUGUUGCAGCUUCCCCAGUAUUAUUGGAAUUGGAGUCGGAGCAGGAGCCUAUGUCCUCGCUAGAUACACAGUAAGUGUCACCCUUUAGAAUACACUUCCAUGCAGAGGUAGAGACCACUCAUGGGGUAGACAAUAAAAUAGAGAUUAAUAGGCAAUACAUUUGAGACCAGUACAUGUAUUAUUUUAUCUAUGACUGAUGGAAAAGUAUACAUGCACAAAUAAUUAAUAUAGUUUUAGGUGUUUUUUUUUUUUUUUAAAGUGUCUUUUCUACAGUAUGCAUCCAUUAAAAAUGUGUUCCUUGCAACCAGAUUAUGGAAUGCCACAUCUUAAAUGGACCACAUGCAAAAAUGUUCUCGUUGUAAACCAUUUUUAUUGUGUUUUUAGAAUGUAAAUGAAGGAAAUAUGUGUGGCAGGGGGUUGUAAUAAUAUACAGAGUACAUGUACACCAGAAUCUUGAAUGCCAUUAGCUAAUCAUCAACAAUAUUUAGUGGGUCUUUCUCACCUCUUUUGAGUAUUUCAUAGAGAUAUCAUCUUUGUAAAAUAUUCAUAUUGACUGUAUUGAUAAAUCCUGUAAAAGGUGACGCUUCCAUCCCACUUGGAUUGGUAAGUCACUUUAUUUUAUAUUGUAUAUAUAGCUUAUUUGGUUUUAUCACUUGUUGAUCUUGAGAAAGACCCAUUUUGGGGUCGAAACGUCGAUCGGGACAGAGUGUAAAUUUUUUGCUAACAUGCAAUAAAAUAUACCAGUUUUUUUCAUGAAAAUUCCUUGAGUGCACCCACUUCAUUUUUGGAAUUAUAUAUAUGUGUGUGUGUAAGUGUGUAUAUAUAUAUAUAUAUUACAUGAUGGCACUCUCAGGACUUUCCAGUAAAACUUAACUUCUAAUGUCUUACAUAAAAAUCUACAUUUCAGCUUGAUAUCCUCGAGCUUUCAUAUGAUGAAGCUUGAGGAUAUCAAGCUGAAACAUUGAUUUUUGUUUUCUGCAUUUGUAAGUUCAUCUAAGGGUUUAGAUAGGAUUGUAUGAGAGCACCGACUGACCGGCUUGGAGUUGCUACCAGCGGUCAUCUGCAACAAAUCGUGAGCGAGAUCUAGCUUGCGCUGAGGCGGCUUGAGAGUGUUAUGUAUCAUCUUAGUGAUUUACACAGAUUAAAUGGAAGUAGCAUUCCACAUACCCUCACGGUCCUAAAGUGAAUUUAAAGUAUUUCUUAAAUUGUCUUAAGUAAGACUAUUUCCAGGGAAGGGAGAACUAGAAAUACAAGCAUAUAUACGUGAAAUAUGACUAUUCUGGACCGGCUGCAGAGGCUAUGAAUGUGUUUUUUCAGGAGCACAUGGCGCUCAUUGCCCUGAUGAGAUUAUCCAUACCAAAUCACCUUACCAGAUAGUUUACUCAGUCACAACUCACAUGUAAGAAGAUCUGCCGUGUUUAUUCGUCAUAUGAUCUGUAGAAUGUGCAGUUACGACAGGUAAAAGAACAAUUCUUCCAUACAGGAUAGCAGAGAAACAAGUCACAUAUGAAUGUACAGCAUAGAAUACACUAGAACAGAAAAAAGGCGAGAAGUACCAAUUCUUAGGUAACGUCAGUGGAAAUUGAGUAGGAGUUUUCGUGAAGAAACCUUGGAGGCGUCAGCCACAAGCAACCAUGGAGAGCUGCUGGGGAUAUAGGUCUUGUCCCAUAAUCAGCAGGAUUAAGGUCCGUGGGAAUAUAAUGCCAUUGCUUUGGCAGAGAGAACCUUCUGAUACAUUCUACUCGAUUACUGACAUACACGUAAAAUUGUUUGGUUUGGUUGUAAAUGUAUCAAAGCACUAUCUUACUGUCUGUGUAAAAUGUGAAGGAAUCGAUUUUAAUGUCCAUUUCACUCUUUAUGACUUCGGCUAUUUCCACGGCUAGCACGGCUGCACAAAGUUCAAGUCUGGGUAUGGUAUGUGCAGGUUUUGGUGUUAGCUUUGCCUUGCCUAGAACAAAAUUGCAAUGUAUGUCUCCAUUGAUCCCUGAGGUCUUCAAAUAGGCCACUGCAGCUAUAGCUUCAACUGAUGCAUCUGAGAAAAUAUGGAUUUAGCGGCUGAAAUGGAGACUGGGGCAUAGCAACGUGGAAUUUGGAGCUGUUCUAGUGGCUUCAGAGAACCUCUCCAUUUCUCCCAUCUUUGUUGUUUCUCCAUGGGUAACGGAGUGUCCCAAUCUAUGUUAUCAGUAGUAAGCUGUCUUAGAAGCAUCUUACCUUGGGUGGCGACUGGGGCUAUAAAUCCCAGUGGGUCGUAGAUGCUAUUCACCAUGGACAAGACUCCUCUCUUGGUAAAAGGUUUGUCACAGGUUGACACUUGAAAGGUGAAUGUGUCUUCUUUGAUGUUCCACAGCAGACCUAGACUUCUCUGCAAAGGAGGCGUGUCUGACCCAAGGUCAAGGUCUUUCACGCUGGCAGCAUAGUCCUCAUAGUGAAAUGCAUUCAUUAGCUCUUGGCUGUUGGAUAUAAUCUUGUGGAGUCUCAAGUUUGCUACGGAUAGCAUCUCCUUUGUUCGGGUGAGAAGAUCAAUUGCUUCUUUAGCAGUAGGAAAGGAUUUGAGCCCGUCGUCUACGUAAAAGUUUAUUUCGACAAAUUGACGAGCGUCGGAUCCAUACUCAGCUUCUCCAAGCUGGGCUGUCCUUUUUAGUCCAUUGAUUGCUACAGCUAGGGAAGGGCUGUUCCCAAACACAUGCACCCUCAUUCGGUAAUCAAUUACCUCUCUGUUGAGGUCAUUGUCCUUGUGCCAUAGGUAGUUUCUGUUGUCUUCCUUGACGAUGAAGCAGUGGAACAUUUGUUGAAUGUCCGCCAUCACUGCAACAGGUUCUUGUCUAAAACGAAUUAGGACUCCAAUCAGGCUGUUGUUCAAGUUGGGCCCUGUGAGGAGCAUGUUGUUAAGUGAGAUGCCUUCAUGUUGGGCACUGGAGUCAAAGACAACUCUGAUUUGGUCUGGCUUUCAUGGGUGAUACACACCUAAGGAAGGGAGGUACCAGCAUUCUUCUCCUUCUUUCAGUGGAGGUGCGGGUUCAGAAUGACCUCUAUCAAAGAUAUUCUGGAUAAAGUCUACAAAAUGAAACCUUGUUUUCCCGUUUGUAUUUUGACCCAAUUUGGAUCCACUUUUCUCGUAGGCCAUACGGAAGCUUGUAAAUGAUGGGGUCAGUUUUGGCAAGCUGGACUUCGAGAAGAAGGUCACUGAGUCUCUGGAACUCUUUAUUGUCCUUACCGGAUAUCGUUGGGAAAUUUUCCAAUCGUUUGAGCAAUGCAUUCUCUAUGGCUUCAGGACUACCAUAACUCUGUUCUAGACGCUCCCAUGCAGCGGUAAGACCUGCAGUUGGAUUGUCGAUGUAGACUGACCUGAGGCUCUUGACACGUUCUGUAGAUUGUGGGCCAAGCCACCUGAUCAGCAGAUCCAGCUCCUCAGCAGCAGUAAUACCAAGAUCACCUAUAGUAGUUUUAAAGGCAGCUUUCCAGCUUCUGUAAUUUUCGGGAUGGGCAUCGAAGCUUAUUAGGCCUGACUUGGUGAGCUCUCGUCGAAGUAUAUACUUUACGAACUCUGCUGUAUCAGUUGCCUCUGACUUUACGUAGGAGGUCACUGGUUGAAUGUUGCGGAUUGCGUUGUUUAUGGUAUUGUUGUGAAAAGACUUCGGAAGAUAUGGUGCAACAAGGGGGUUCAGCUGAGUUGUUGGGUUAAAGUCUGGAACGGUACUAUUAGCAGGAGGUUGGUGACUUGCUUGCAGAUUGGCGUGCAAUUUUGUGACGUAUGCAGAAUCAGCAUGACAGUCAGGCGCUGCACUGGGGUGGUUUUGCAUGUAGGAAGUUGCUGGAACAGCUUUUGCCUGGUGGUGUGGUGAAGUCCUCGCGUUGUCGUGCAGAAUGGAGGCAAAUGAGUGCUCGCUGCUGUGGUUUAGAACAUAGUUCUUAGUGCGUUCGAAUGGAUCUUCCACAUCUGCCUUGACGCUGACCCUUUCACUAGCAUUAUCAUCUGCACCGAUAGCUUGUUCCAAAAUCUUUAGUCUUGCUUCAGCUGCCUCGUAGUUGCUCUGUUCCUUUAAAGCUUCAAUUGCUGCUCUUUGACAUGCUGUCUGAGCUUCCAUUGCUGCCCUUUGACGUGCUGCUUUAGAUGCUGCCUCAGCUUCCAUUGCUGCCGCUUCGGCUUGCAUUGCUGCAGCCUCAGCCUUCAUGUCUGCUCUCUUUUUAGCAUAUACAGCCUGUACUUUGCUAGCCUCUGCUUCGGCACGGGCAUUUAUAAGCUGUUCACUAAGCGUUGAGUGCCUUGAACUUCGGGAUCUAGAGGACGUUUUAGAAUGUCUGGUGGAUACGGAUCUGUGAGAUACGGUGUCCUGUGGCUGCUUUAAUUUUGCUUCUGCCUUUGCUUUAGUUAGCAGGAUAAAGCUUUCUCUUUCCAUGUUAAGAAGCUGGACGUUGUUAAGUUGCUCUAAUGAUUCCUCAGUGUUAAUGUUUUGCAGAAUAGUUAUAUAUUUAUUGCUUGUAGUCUGGUACAGUUCUUAUGAAGCAGAGAGAUGUUUUAUGGCGCCCUCUAGUUGCAGUACCUCAUGGCUGGGACAUGAAAUCACAUCAAUGUAGGUGAGGAUUUUAUCCCAAAUCUGCUUCAAACUGGUUGCUAGUUCAGUUUUCAUGGAUUCAUAGUUCUCUUUAACCUUCCAUGUGGGUUUCACAGAGCGUUUAGCUAAUGCACUGGGCUCUGGGUCCUCAUCCUGGCUUUCUCCAUGUGGUGUAUGCUGUGGUGUUUCACAUACUGAGCCCUUUCCACUCAUGAUGGCCUGAGGUACACAGGCCUGGCUGUAGCAGUGAAGUGUGUAUGUGUACUGUGUGGGGCUGUAACAAGCUGUGCUGGGGUUGAAUGCAGACUUCUCAUACAAUACACACAGUUACACUUCGCUAUGAUCUGUCCUGUGACACAGCAAUCUCUGUACAAGCUGCUGGAUAUGUUCUUUUACUAUUCUGACCGGCUGCAGAGUUUAUGAAUGUGUUUUUCAGGAGCACAUGGCGCUCAUUGCCCUGAUGAGAUUAUCCAUACCAAAUCACCUUCCCAGAUAGUUUACUCAGUCACAACUCACAUGUAAGAAGAUCUGGCGGUGUUUAUUCGUCAUAUGAUCUGUAGAAUGUGCAGUUAUGACAGGUAAAAGAACAAUUCUUCCAUACAGGAUAGCAGAGAAACAAGUCACAUAUGAAUGUACAGCAUAGAAUACACUAGAACAGAAAAAAGGGGAGGGGAGUACCUGGAGCAGUAUGCAAACUAUGGAGUGGCCCAAGGGACAAACUUAAGAUGAACAUUAAAGAAACAGUACAUUAUAAUAAAACAAUAUCAUGUAACAUGACAAUGACCUGUUUGAAAUGAGGUGUGUAAACAUUCAUACUCAAAUUGAGUGAGGCGUUGGCAAUCACUCUCCCUAAUUUUGAUUUGGUUCAUCAACUUACAAAUAGCAGAAAGUUUUGAAGGAGGCUAAAGAUGACUGAUACUAACAUUUUAAAAAAAACCUUACCCUCCCAUCCAUAUAGAUGUGCUGAGAGAUUCCUGCAUCCAAAAAUGAUUUAAAGUCUAUAGUUUAUAGUUUGCCUGCCAGGAGGGAAUUUAUAAUUGCAGAGAAAAAGGAUGAGAGGGGAGGGGGAGGGAUACUAUUUUGUUCCACAGUGUAAUGGAAUAAAGAAUUGAAGGGCACUUUUAGGGGUAGGAGACAACGUUGUUUAGAUACCCAAAUAUUUAUGGAUAGAGUGCUCCAAGUCCUCUCACUGCAUCUCCCCAGUCUAGGUGCUGUCCAUAUGUCAUUGGUGCACUUGUCUGGACUGAAUAGUCAUAAUAACGUUGGAAAGGCCCUAAUCUCCUAGUUGUGAGCAUAAAGAAUGCUAGGUAUAGUCUAGUUUAUGUUGCCACCUGAUUAACUUGCUUGUCGUGUAUUGUAAAGAAACAAAAUCUGCUUUGACUAAUUGGAUUGGUAAGCACUGAAAGAAAUAUAUGAAGUGGUGAAGUGAGUUUAUCUUAAUUAUACCAAUGCAACCAAGUAUGAAUAAGACCUUUUUAAUAAUCACUUUUUUGGUUUUGACACAGCUCAUAAUCUCACUAGUCCACUUAAUCUUGUGACCGCUUUAUCCCUCUUUUCUCUGGAACACAUUCCUAUUGCAGAGCAGCUGAUACAGUCGAUCUUCCUACUUCUUACAGUCAUCUUCCUCAACCUUUGUUUUUGUCAUUAUGGUCUUCCUCUCCAUUUUGAAUGCCCAUCACUUACCUUGUACAAACAUAUCUUCUUCUCUGCCAUGUGAUAUUUUCCUGCAUUCUCAUUCUCAUACUUGCUCCAUCUCAUUUCUGGAGUCCUCACUGGAACCUCUUGUUCUUGUCACGUAUGUUUAGCCAUCUUUAUUCUAAUCUGUAGUAGAGACAUGUCUGGCAUAGAAGGCAUGAGGCAGACAUCUAUAAUCUUUAGACUCUCACUCCGUAAUCUAACUCUCUGCAGAAUAAUGUUACCCUUUUUCUUACUUGCUGUUUUCCCAGUUUUACACUCAUUCUAUAAAAAAAAAAAAAAAAGACUCUCUACCUCCAUGUUCAUAUAUUUCGUGUUCUUUAUCUCCCCAGCUUUCUCAUCCCAACACAGUGGAAGGUCUUGUCCUUCUUAACAUUGACCCUAAUGCCAAAGGCUGGAUGGAUUGGGCAGCACAUAAGGUAAAUAUUUUUUGUACUUUUGUGACACAUUGUCUGAUUGCUGUCAAUUUUUAUAUUUUCCUUGAUUCCACUUCCUUUUCACUAGUUUUACCUUGUUUUUGUUUGUCUUGUCCUAACUUUUCUCUUUUUUCAUUCUCACAGCUUACAGGCCUCACAUCCUCCAUCCCUGAAAUGAUGCUUUGCCAUCUCUUCAGUGCUGUGAGUAGCAUAAACACUGUACAAAGGAAGGAGAGUUUGUUUUUUUCCAUUUUGUAAAAGUGAGCAGUUGAAUCAACAGAACAUUUGUUUGUGCAGGAAGAGAUUUCUGGGAACUCUGACGUUGUACGUCAGUACAAAACAGCCAUUUUGAACUCCCCCAUUCUCAGCAACAACCAACUGUACUGGAAUAGCUACAACAGGUACACAAAUAUCCAAUAUAAUAAUAAAUAAUAAUAAAUAUAAUGCAUUAAAAUGUAUUUCCUCUAUUUCUGAUAGUAUAGAUAAAGAAGAAUGUAUGUUAGACAUAAUUUUAUGUUUUAAAUAUAAUAAAAGUAGUGAGAAUGCAUUGGACAAUGAAAGAGUUAGCAGAUUAUUUUUUUGUUUUGUUUUUUCAUUGAUUUUCAAUUUAUUCACUAAACAGUAAAGUGUAUUGAACUGAAAACCAAUUUCGCUUGGCCAAAAAAAUUCAGCAAAAUUCACUACUUCGUGAACAAACCUCAUUACAUACAAACACAUUCAUAUGACACGUUUUAUGUACCUUUUCUAUAGUAAUGCAACAACAACUAGUACUAUAAUAGCUACACCAGAUGUACAAAAUAUUGCAUACAUCUGUAGAGAAUGGCACAGCUUAAUGAAUAAGAAUUGUAGCAUGUAUUUUUCCCCUUUGUCUGUCCAUAUUGCCAAGUUGUCUUUUUUUUUCUCCUGUAGCCGUCGAGACCUAAACUUAGAGCGUGGAGGAGACCACACUCUAAAGUAAGUAUAUUUGCUGAUUUUUUUUCAAGCCACUUCCUCUGUCACUCUGUGUUAUGCUAUUCUCACGGAUUGUCCCUUCUAGGUGUCCAGUAUUGCUAGUGGUCGGUGACCAGGCUCCCCACGAGGAUGCAGUGGUUAGUUUGUUACUGUGGGUAUUUUGGAAGAAGGGACAAUGUUGAGUUCUAUAUUUUAAUUGCAUAUGUAAUUAUAGGUGGAAUGUAAUUCAAAACUGGAUCCAAUACAAACAUCAUUCCUAAAGGUAAAUGUAUAAAAAUCUGUGCUUUGUUGUGAGAAAUAUAUGUGUACAGUAGGACAAACAUUUGGAAAGUCAAGUCUGUUAGUGUCAUACAUAUUAUAAACCAAAUUGGGGAAAUGUGGUUCUGAAGCAACAACUUCUCAAUUAUAUUUCUUGUAAAAUACCAUUGAUUAAAAAAUCUCAUGUCUUUUUAACUAAACUAAGGAAAACACAUAGAGAUGCCCAGGUAAGAAGGAAAAGAAAGAUGUUCUCCCUAUUUCAAUGAAAAUAAUAUUUAAAGAGACAGCUGUAAAUUGGAAUUAGAUGAAAAAGCAUAUAUUGUCAUUUAGUUUUUUUUGUGUAAUUUUUUUUCAGAUGGCAGAUUCUGGUGGACAACCACAGAUAACACAGGUAUAUAUGGCUCACCAAUAACACCUAUAUGGCCACACACAUUACCACCACACUAUCAUCUCACAUAGCUCUACAAUUGUAGAGUUCGUAGACAAUGAAGUAUAUUCGAAGCAAGGUCUUGUUACCAGUGGGGUACCUCAGGGACCCAUUCUCUUUAAUAUUUUUAUUAGUAAUAUUGCAGAAUGUCUUGAUGGUAAGGUAUGUCUUUUUGCUGAUGAUACAAAGAUAUGUAACGGGGCUCUUUUUACAUUUCUGCGGUGUUUGUGUUUAACUGUAAUUUUCCUCUUACUCAUUUACUGUACCCACACAUAUUAUAUAGUGUUUUUCCCGCCAUUAAAUGGUCUUUCUAAAGAUACAUUUAUUUUCAUCAUGUUAUAUAAUUUACUAUAAAAAAAUUAUAAAAUAUGAGGGAAACAUUUAAAAAAACACUCUUUCAAAUUUUGACCCCCAAAAUCUGUUGCGCAUCUACAACUGCCAAAAAACACCCAUGCUACAUAGUUUCUAAAUAUUGUCCUGGUUUUUAAAAUACCAAAUGUUAACAUGUGCUUAGCUUUUUUUGUGUGCAAGUUAUAGGGCAAUUAGUACAAGUAGCACUUUGCUAUUUCCAAACCAUUUAUUUUUCAAAUUACAUUGUAACACUGAUAUCUGUCAGGAAUCCCUGAAUAACCCUUCACGUGUAUAUAUUUUUUAAAAGAAGACAACCUAAGGUAUUUUAACGCUUUCCUUGCAACCAUUUUACCACCAAUCUAUGCCAAAUUAAAAAAAUAAUUGUUUUGACACACAUAGCAAUUUAAGAAUACAUGUACUGAGAACUUUAAGGGUUACUGUCAAAGAACACCCAAAUAUGUGUUCAGCAACAUCUCCUGGGUACAGUGAUACCACCCAUGUACAGGUGUGUUGGGUUCUCUGGGGCCAAAAGACGCUAUUUGGAGGGUGCGUAUUCCUGUUUGUAAACUUGGAAUUUUCACAGCUGGUCAUCAAGCACCCACGUCCCAUUUGGGACAUUUUUUUGAAGCCGGCCAAUGUAAUUUACCCACUUCAAACCAUAUAUUUUUGAAAAGUAGACCCCCUACGGUAUUUCAAACGGUGGUAUUUUAAUUAACACUUUCUAUGCACUAAUUCUGCCACCAGUCUUUGUCAAACUUUUGGGUAAUCAUUUUUUUGUGUUAUUUUUCACACACAUUCUACUUUAGGCAUUGAUUCCCAGCUCCUGUUAGGUGUUACUGCCAAAAAAAACACCCCAAAAUGUAUUCAGCAACAUCUCCUGAGUACAGUGAUAUCAUCCAUGUACAGUUGUGCCGGGUUCUCUGGGGGCUAAAAGACCUUAAUAUAAAUAUAAGCUUAUUUUUAUCUAUAAUUUAUAUAAUUAUUUAUAAUCUGUAUCAUUGAACUCUCUGUUGUUGUGUUCUUCUUUUAAAACAAAAGAUGUUAAUUAGUUCGGACAACUGUAUGAGUUUCACGACUGCUAGUGUGGUCCUGCACGCAAAACUAUGUAACAUCUACAUAGACAGAUCAGAAAAAGACAGAACCUUAGAAUCCUUAGAAUGGCUGGACUAAUAAGGACACAUGACAUGUGUGACAUGUCAUAAUUCCCUUUUAUUCCAGAAGUUUGGUCCUUAAAGGGUUAAAAACAGAGAAUGGUCAAGGAAUAGCCAAGAUCAAGGAAGCCAGAAAUACACAAUACCGUUAAACGAGCCAAGUCAGGGAAACCAGAAAUCAGAAUAGUCAGGAAUAGCCAAGGUCAAUAUACCGGGAAUAGCAAUAAUAGGAACAGAAAACGCACUCUUGGGUACCAGGUAGGAAACCACAACAGGGCAAUGAACUGGGUAGCUUCAGGGAUUUAAAUAUCCCUCCUUUGACUGUGAGGGUGACCUCUGACCCCAGAACGUGUGUGUGCGUCAAAGCCGUGACGUCACAGGCACGUUCGUAUGAUCCUCGGGGGCGGGGUUAUAAAUGGCCUUGACCGCUUGGUUGGUGACAUUUUUCUUUAGGGCAGAUGGCCACUGAGCUAAGGUAAGCUCAGUUCGUCGGUGUGAUCGUGCCGGUCGGGCGCGACCGCACCUCGCCGGGGGCCAUGACAAUGAGUUGUUUUUUCUAAACUUAAACCUCAGUAUUGAGGUUUAAUUGCCAUGUUGGCACUUUGAGGGAAAAAAAGUUGGAAUGUAUUGCGGUUUGGGCACUCGGGUUCAAAAAGGUUCGCCAUCACUGCCCUAGGGUAUUUCAAAUGGUGGUAUUUUAACACUUUCCAUGCACUCAUUCUACCACCAGUUUUUGUCAAAACUUUUGGGUAGUCAUUUUUUUGUGUUAUUUAUCACACACAUUCUACUCUAGGCAUGGAUUCUCAGCUCCUGUUAGGCGUUACUGCCAAAGAACACCCCAAUAUGUGUUCAGCAACAUCUCCUGUGUACAGUGAUUCCACCCAUGUUGGGUUCUUUGUGGGCUAAAAUACUUUAUUUGGAGGGUGCGCAUUACAGUUUUCAAUUUGGAAUUUUCACAGCUAGUCAUCAUGCACCCAUGUCCUAUUUGGGACAUUUUUCAAGCCGGCCAAUGUAAUUUACCCCAUCAAACCAUAUAUUUUUUAAAAACUACUUUUUGGUAGUCAUUUUUUGGGGUAGUCAAUUUUUUGUGUUAUUUUUCUCUCGCAUUGCACUUUAGGUAUGGAAUAUGUGUUCAGCAACAUCUCCUGAGUACAGUGAUAUCACCUAUGCAUAGGUUUGUUGGGUUGUUUGGGGGGUGCAAUGCCAAACUUUUGACAUGUGUUUGUUUUCUGGUCUUGAGCGUGCAUAUAUUUGAAAAGUUGCCACCCCACUGUAUUGUACAUGGAGUGUUUUGAUGCCUUUGAUGCAAUGGUUUUUUUCAAUUUCCAUUUUUUAGGGGAGCCUGUUGUUGGUUAUUGCAAGAAAACACUCCAGGUUGUUUUCUGCAAGGCCUCCUGAGUACACUUAUGCAUAGGGUAAACGUAAGGCACUCAGCACAGGCAGAUCAUCGGAAGCCUGCCCGAUGGCUUCCGAUGCUCUGCUUAACUGCCGGGCACCACGUGGAGCAACCCGGGGGAGCGAUCACCCGGUGCCCUGCAGUAAGGAGAGGUAUUGCACAAUGUCUCAACAUCGCUGCAAUACCAUCAGAGUGGCUGGAAGCGAUCGUGAUUAGCUGCGGAUGUAUCAGGUACGACCGCAGUCCUUAAGGACCAUUUUUUCUGUUGGACGUAUCUGAUACCUCCGCGGUCGGGAAGAGGUUAAAGGAUCUUAGUAUAUAUUGCUUGGAGGAAAGAUGAGACAAGGGGGAUAUAAUAGAAACAUUUAAAUACAUUUAAAUAUAUAAAAGGAAUCAACACAGUAAAGGAGGAGACUAUAUUUUUAAUAAGAAAAACUACCACAACAAGAGGACAUAGUCUUAAAUCAGAGGGGCAAAGGUUUAAAAAUAAUGUCACAAAGUGUUACUUUACUGAGAGGGUAGUGGAAGCAUGGAAUAGUCUUAAGUUGUCGAGGUUAACACAAUGAGGGAGUUUAAGCAUGCAUGAUAUAGGCAUAAGGCUAUCCUAGAUAUAAGGUAAGGCCAGGGACUUAUGAAGGUGUCUUGAAAAUUGGGCAGAAUAGAUGGGACGAAUGGUUCUUAUCUGCCGUCACAUUCUAUGUUUCUAUGUACAAUGCACCACACGCGGACAGAAAAAACUCUACAGAAGGAUGUGAUAAAUAUAUUCCAUAUUUUUGACGUUACUGUCAUUUUUACUUCUCUUGCUGCAAGGUUGACAAUAUCCAUUACACACAAUAAAAAGUACACAAUACUUAACGCAGACUGCAACUUAGUCAUACAAUGUGGCUUAAUUUCUAACCUUGUUUUAGCGUCUCUAAAUCUAUUCCUUAUCUUCCUCCUUUCCCUGUUUAAUGCACCACCCUACCUUCCCUUCAUCUUAACCUAGUCAUUGCUUUUUCCAACACUAACAUUCCAUCUAUUUCUUUAUUUCUUCCUUUCCUUAUAUUUCUCUUAUUACUCUUUCUCUCCCUCCCUUCAUUUUUCUCUUUGUCUAUCCCAAUGUAGCCAGGAAAACUGACAGAGGCAUUCAAAUACUUUGUUCAAGGAAUGGGAUACAGUGAGUAUUACUGACAUUUUUAACCAAUGUUCAAUCUAUCUUGUUCACACUGUCCCAUCAAUCUUACCAUUGAUUUUUUGUGUGUGUGUAUUUCACAAUCCUGUUAUGUUUUCCCAAAAUAACGUUAAACUGUGUAUGGUCAAUUAAUUGUAUGACCUCCAAAUACUUGGUGUUUUAUCCCACAGUGUUUUAUGACCUGAUAGAUCGUAAGGGCUUUUAGUGCUGAUAGUUUAAAUGAUAUAUGUACAUCAAUCACAGGAUACGCUCCUCCUGGCUAAGAAAGAAACUAGUUAUACUAUAAAUGUUUAUCCCUCGUGUCCUUAGUGUUUUACUUCUGCCUACCUACUGCGUAGAGCCCUGACCUAAAGUUGUACAGUUUUUUCUUUCAAUAUUUUUUAAUGAAGGUAUUAUUUUGGCUUUUUUCUCUCUAUAUAUAGAUAUAUAUAAUUUUUUUUAAAUCUUGCUUAUUGGGAGAGACCCCCGGUAUUGUCAUAGGACAUCUUAUUUGGCAGCUUUGGGUCUCACAUAUAGGAGACUAUCAACUCUUCUCUAUAUCUGCACCACGUAGCCUCUGUACAUUGCAUUGAAUUCAUAAUAUUCUGAUCAUGAACCCAAAAAUAGUGUAACACGGGAUCCUCUUCUAAGAAAACAAAUCUUUUGCAAGUGAACAUUAAAGUAUUUCUUUUUGGUGUAGUAAUAUAUAUAUAUAUUCUAAUUUAUCCACCCCACUAAAUACCAUUGAAACAUUUACUAGGUUAUGGUAUUCAAUGUGGGAUAGUAGAAACAAAGAUAAAUUAAGGUCAACCUCCAAACCACAUCUUUUUAUAAUGUUGGUUCAAAAGGAGGCAAAAAAAACAAAACAAAACAACAAUUUCAAGUGAUGGCCAAUUAUGCCACAAAAAGAGAAAUUUGACUCCUUAAUGGCAAUCAGAUUUCUCCUUGGUUCAAAAACAAAUUCAAAUACAUAUUUACUAUAUCCUUGUAUGCCUUUCUUCCAGUCUCAAUGGGUGACCUCUUUUCUGUUGUAUUUUUCUAAGAGGUUAGCACUUUGCGGUUUGUACUGAACCUAUAUAUAUAUAUAUUUGUAUAGAUAUAAGUUCCCAUCUGAGAUGCCUUUUUUAAAGAAAAAAGAUAAAUGCCGUGUUUUAGCCUUUCUUCAUAACUAAUGUUUCCCAUCCCAGUUAUUACUUUUGUAGCUCACCUCUUCACAUUUUCUAGUCCUGUAUUAUCCUUCUUUAAAACCAGUGUAAAAAAUGGUGGGGGUCUUACCUUUGAUUUAUAAAGAGGCUCAGUUAUAUCAUUAUAUUUGAUUAUGUGAAUCAAUACUCCUUUUUAUACAUGGCAACAUCUUACUAGCGUUUGCAGUGGCAGACCUGAAUUGCACACUGUUGCCUAGUUUUUUUAAUCUAUCAUUGUUCCCAAGUUCUUUUCAUUUAUGCCUAACUCAACCUUGUCUAAUGUAUAAGAUGAUUUGGUGUUCCUUAUUCCAAAAUACCUCCUCCUUAAGUUCCCAGUGAUGGGCAUCAUCAUCUUCAGAUGCUGUGCUCAGUUGUUUUUGCAGCAGACUGGCAAAAUAUGCAUGUUCAGAUGAUUCAAGAGAGCCACACACAGAUGCAGAAUCAUGGCUUUAUUGAAGAUUACUUGAGGCCAUCUGGUCUCAAAAACAUGUCAAAAUUCUAGAAUCUGCUUUUUUACAAUUGUAAAAAGCCUGUUAGACGCAGGAUCAUGGAAAUUUCUAAACUUCUAUUUUCACAAUAUGGGCAUAACAUGUGCAACCCAGAAAAUAUCUACAAGGCAACAGAAUGGUAGAAUGUAUAUACCUUCUCUCAAUAUUUCUGGUUUUGAAUACUUAUUAUUUUAUUUUAUUUUUAUUUAUUCAAAUAUAAGAGGAACUUAUAUUAUGUAUCAUAGUAUAGAAUGAUGAUUAAAGAACACAAAUUGUCUGUGAAAAUUACGGUUUUCUUGCACCAUUUGCUUUGUAUAUAUUUCACCUGUCUAUUUAUUGGGAAAGUAUUAGGGUUGUUAUGUCCUGCAAUAUGUAUAGCAUAGAGACUAUCAUGAUAUGUCUCAAUCUCUUUUUGUAAAUCACCUCUGUCAAGAUUCUCCACCUAUACUGCUCAGUUCCAGCAGUUCUUAUGUGUUUUGCUGUCUCUUGUUUCCAGUCCCCCACAUCCUGGAUAAGAAGCGCAAUACGGGGUGAAGUAUUUUUGUUAAGAAGAUCUCCCAAUCACCCCGUCCUCUCACGGUCUUAACUCGCUAUAUACCUUAUAAAACCCAAUGUCUCACUGGGUCCAUGGCAUGAGACACCCCUCUCACCUUCUGUGUUUCUCUAUAUUAUUGUUUAUAUAGCUCCUGGUGUAAUUAUUAUUCCCCUUAAUGCCAGAUGAGCUUUCAGUUCAUUGUAAACCCCUCUGGCUAAAAAGAAGAUACUUAUUUUUAUUCAUAAUAUAUAUUUUCCUUAUGCUUUUUCACCCUACACCUGGCAGCAUGACUAACCCACUUUAAACUGCUGACAACUAUUGUUCAACCUAAGUUUGCAAGAUCCCACUUCUACACCAACUUGUUAUGUCUAUAUAUGAUUGUCACCGUGAUUUCAUGUUUUUAUAACUUACAAUGUGGCCGUGGCACAGUUCUACGUUCUUAACAUAAUUUCAACAUUUACAAGAGGGGAAAACAUUUAAAGCGAGUUUACAGCUAAAAAAUGAAGUAAAUGUUUUUCCUUUCUAGGCUGAUGAUACCAGUCAGCUCAUCAGCCUGCAUACUUCACCCAGAUAACAUUAUAGAAUCUUGUAGUAUGUCUCAAUUUUGCAGAUUGACUGGAAUGGUAUAAAACAAUCCAAUGGUGAUAUAAUCUGGGGAAAUACCAAAGGAGUAUUGCAGAGCAAGGUAGACUAUUACAAAUAAUUAUUUAAAGUAGAGUUGCAGGUAAGAUACUGCUCAGCUUAUAAGAGUAAAUGGUUUCAACAUAACUUAACAGUAAUGGAACAGCUACAGGUACAUCUAUAAAAACCUGAUCACUUAGAUAAUUUAUCUGUCCUUCAGCAGAUAUAAAUUUCACCACCAGCUUUAUCAGAAUUGUGUGUAUGUAUCUAUGUAUGUUUUUGUGUGACCAAGCAAUGUAAAGUAACAAGAUAUGAUUGUCUUUUUGGUAUUCAGUUAUUUGUUCCAACUACGAAGUUGCAUUUGAUCUAAACAAUUAGAUAUGUAGGUUGAAUUCAUUUUAAAAAGAUGAUUAAUUAUAUUUCUCUUCUACCUUUCCCUAACUUUUUUAAUUGCAGUGGCUUCCUCGUGUAUGACUCGUCUCUCUCGCUCCAGAACCGCCUCUCUCUCCAGCGAGGGGAAUCGUUCACGCUCUCGUACUCUGUCCCAGAGCAGCGAAUCGGGGCAAAGCCCUCCCGGGACCUUCACGGAGGUGACCUGCUGAAAGGCCGUGAAGCUGGCGACCAGUGAUUGCCAUGCCACCCUCACCACAUGUGAGGGGGCUGAGCAUUUAUCUGUCCCAUGGGGGUGGAGCUAAUGAUGCUAAUUAGAAAACUAAAACCAAACCUGCAAGUCACAUGGGUGAUUACCAGAUGUCUGUAUCUGUCCAUCCUUCCUCCUGUUCUGCCUUUUCACUCCCUUCUUCCAUUCUGUCUCCAUUGAUACUAUAAUAUACCAUUUUUAUUUGUCUUUAUUACUUACUGCAACAAACUGGUUUUGUAAUACUGAAAAAACAGAUUGAUGAAAACAAAAACAGUUUCCUUCUCCCACCAUAGGAAAAUAUUUGUUUAAAGUAUUUUUAUUUGAGAAGGUAAUACAAAAUCAACACAUUAAAGCUUUUAGUUUGAUGCAGUUGAUCCCCUUUCUCUCUUAUCCCACUUUAUCUUGUCCUUCCAAGACAGACUACAUGACAACUUGUCACUUCUCCUAUCUGUGUCUUCAUCUUGUCAUUAAGGCAUUCUUAUUACCUUAACUGGCCUACCCAUCCACCCUCCCUUGCACAUUAAGAUAAGUUGUCAUGUGGGGUAACAUCACCUCCUAACACUCUACACAAAAUAAAUGGAGGGGGACUCAGAAAGAUAUCAAUGGUCCAACCACUGGAGUACUAACUUAGUGCAUAGUAUUUGGGGUCACUAAACGUAGCAACACAGUGCAGAACUCUGACGCAUGAUGGGUGUUUCUCCUACUGUGUCUGACAGAUGCCUUGGAGCUGCUGUAUUUAAAAUCACCAUCAUCUCCUUGAUCUUCCAGUAGGAUGUUUAACUGACCCCUUACCUUGUAGUAAGAUUUCCUUUCUGCUGUUCACUCAGGUCACUUCUAUGAGUCUUAGGGGAAUGGCUUUAAAUAAACUAGACCUUGGUUUUCACAUAUAAAAACAUGUAGAUAAAGCACAAGAUAGGAAACUUUAGGGGAUCAGGUGGGAAAUGACCACUGGGAAAAAGUGUUGAAAUAUUCUUGGGAUACAGGUAUUAACUACUUUCCGCCUUGUUUAACCCCUUAAGGACCAAACCUCUGGAAUAAAAGGGAAUCAUGACAUGUCAGACAUGUCAUGUGUCCUUAAGGGGUUAAAAAAACAAUCUGUCAGGAAUCCCUUUGUUGUCCAUUGGACUUUAUUUGGUAUUUCUGUGAUGUAUCUAGCACAGUGUUUUAAUCUUUCAAUUUCGGAUUCCAUGAUAGACAUUGGAACUAAGAUGAAUUUCUCAAAAGCAGCCAGCCCAAGACAUGUUUUUUGUUUACUCCCCUCCCAGUAAUAUGUAAAAUAUAUAUUUUUUUGUUUAAGAUAAGUUUGAGGGAGAACCUUUUGGGCUGUAACAACUGGGACAUGUGUAUGUUAAGCUACAUGGCUUGAAGUGGGAUGUAAUUUAAAAUGAUCCUGCCAUUUAGAAGGGUUAAUGUGGGACAUAUGUCAUAUAUGUGCUUUUAAAUGUAAACCACAUUCUGCAUUAAUGUGGUAAAAAGUUAAUUGAAACAUACUGAAAGUGACAUUUUAGAGAUCCUGCAUUAAAGUUACCUGUCAUGGUCUGUGCUUCUAAAACUUGAAACUUAAUUGACUGUUCACUGUGCACCCCCUGCACACUGCUUUCUAUUUAAAUCUUCCAUAAUUGAAAACAGAUUAAAAUAAAUCUAGCAUCAGAAUACUGAAUAGCUGCAUUAUAAGUAACUUUAAGUGGUAUAAGAUAAUGUUAUCUGACAUUGCAGUGUCUAUUUUUAGAAAAUACUGUAUUGACUCAAUUAUAGGACACAAUGCUGUCCUUUUGUUUAAUUAGUUACAAGCUUGAAGCUUAUAAUUGGGCAUUAAUAUUUUAGGAUUUUAGGAUAUUAUAGAUUUCCGAAACUCCAUACAAUUACAGUUUCAGUUACCGUUCUGUUCUGUGUACACUAUGGCAAUUUGAGAUGUUAUACCAGAACACAGUAUCUCCUGUGCUAACCUUAACCACAUCCAGAACACGUGUUACAAAAAGUAAUAGGAAUGUGUUAACACUUUGACCCUGCUGGAAGGAAAGCAGGACAUUUUAAGGAAUCUGUUAAUGGUAAGGAGGCUUUAAAGGGGGGAAUAUAAUGAAAGAGGAGGAUUCCAAACUGUAAGAGGAAGAAUGAGAAAUAUGGGCACUAUUAAUCGUGGGGAGGGAAUUAAAUGAAAAAACAUUACAGACAAAUCUUAAGUUAAAAUGGGGGUAAUCAAUAACCAAACCAAAAUCGUGAAAUAUUAAUUGCCACUUUAUAGGGUUGCAAACAGUAAAAGGCUCUAAUAAACACCAUUUUACAAUUCCAAAAAUCAUCCCCAGCAAUCACCAUGUGUCAGAAUCUGUUAUCAACUUACUUACUUUCUGGCAGAUCAAGAUGAUGAUUUAAAAAUCAAGGUUGAAAAAAAAUAUAUAUUAAACUUAAGUGUGUACUUAUAUUUACUGUGACAAAACAUUACUGUACAUUUUCAUGCUAGAUACUCUGAACGUUAUCUACUCAUAAUUCAAACUAAGCUACAUAAUAUCCGUAUUAUUGUAUGGUGGGUUGCAUUACUUCUAGCACUAUAUGACUCACACUCUAUAUGAUAAAAGUAAGGAAAUGCAAUUAAAGUUAUGAAGUUGGAAGGUGACUCUACAAAGCAGCAUCUGAGCUGUGAGCAUUGUCGUUCUACCAUUAGCGCUAAAUAAAACUUCCUUGCACUUCAUUUAACACCUUUCUGUUGACUUUAUAGCUUCUCUCUGCAAUGUUGAUUACUAUAUACAGUCAAAGCUGCCAAAUAAUUACAAUAGUAACCGUAAUGCCCCUUCAAAUGCAGCUCUCUCCUUAGGACACCUUAUGAUACUCGAUUGACCUUUUCCCUUGUUACAAUCUAGGAGAGCAUCUUAACUUUCUAUACAAGAGUUGGCGAGCAAAAGAUUAGAAAAUCUGCAAAACAAAAAAGCAUUGGGAACACACAUUUUGAAGGCUUUCAUUUACUUGAGUGGGUGCAGCUUUUGAGUUUUGGGGACAGAGGCUAAGACUUCAUUUGAGGCUAAAAAGCAGCUCCAUGACUUCAGCUUGGAUAUUAGGAGAGUGGAUUGAUAGUUAGAUGGGAGCUUCCUGCGUAGGAUUCACUUUAUUGCUCUCUUUGAUAUUUUUAUUUCUGUUAGUUUUAUUUUUUUCCUGACACUGAAAAAUAAAACUGAUUAAACAAACUGGUCUUUGAAAUGCUUUGUGAAUGUAUUACGUAAGGCUUAAUGUUAUAAAGUUAUGUACAAUAAAGUAAGUCCCCAGAGUAGGCACAUAAAGUAUUAUACUCCAUUGGGUUAUGUUUUUCAUUUCCCUUUCCUGUUUUGUGGAUUACUUUUUUUUUGUGGACUUCUUUCGUUUUUCUCCUUAGCUAUGCCUGCUGUUUUUAAUCCCUGCUAUGUAAAUCAGAUUUUAGGCAACUAACCAUCAAAAAAUUAUUUACUCUAGUGGCACUGCAUUCCUUAAUUCGCACUGUUAUGAGUCUGUGGAAGGGUUUUUGUUGGAUUUAUUUUGUUAUGCACUAUAUUACAUUUGAAGAACAGGUCACUGAGCUAAUUUUGUAACUCAAUAAUGAGUCACCAAGCUAUUGCCAUGCACAUAAUUUGGGUCCCAUUCAAAAAAGAUUAAAGUAGAAUAGUCACAUGUUUAUUGCUCAGCCUGAUAGCUAAGUAAAAGCUAUGGGCUGUUGGGUUGCGCAAGAAAGAGAAAAAAAAAUCUGCACCAUUUUGAUUUUGUUUAAUUUAUAUUGUAUGGCUAGUCAUCCUAGUAAAACCAAUGCAUAUCUUAGAAAAUAAUUUAAACCUCUGAUGAUGAUGCCAAACAUGCAGGUAUAUUAACAAGUAUGGGCUCUUGAAAGCAUGGGUGUUCUCUCAUGCACUAAUGCAGCAGAUCUCAGAAUAUACCCAAGUGAGUAUGAGAUUACCUAGUGCAUCAUGGGGCAACAAUUUCGGCCUGCAAAUGGAAUUGCUAUAGAAACAUGUUCUUUUUCUUAUCUUCACUGCAACAUUGUUUACGGAGGUGAAUCGUGAAGCUAAUAAAACAACUUGUCAA
Molecule: messenger RNA, 42294 nt
Organism: Pelobates cultripes (western spadefoot toad)
Lineage: Eukaryota; Metazoa; Chordata; Amphibia; Anura; Pelobatidae
Source: the annotation of a GenBank genome assembly